UUGCCUACCAUCUAAAGAGAAGAAAACACAUAUCACCGGCACAGAAGUAGUUGAAGAAAAUCAAUUCACUAAAAUAGUUUAUUUGCAAAAGGAACACAACAUGGGUUCAACCACAGGAGUUGGGAAGUGGAAGAGGGAUACUCCCCCAUCUGACUUCAUUUUUAUGAUACGUUCCUUUUCUCAACUGUCACAAUCUGGAAUUGAGAAACUUGAAUCUGGAGUUUUUCAAACGUGUGAUAAAAAAUGGAAGUUAUGUGUUCAUUAUCACAAAGGGAAUAAGAAAGCAGGCGAUGAAGAUGAUGACGGUCGCAUCUCCCUCUAUUUACAAAUGGUUGAAACUGAAAGUCUUCCUCGGGGAUGGGAGGUUCAUGCAAAGUUUAGUCUCUUUGUUUACGAUCAAGUCAAUGACAAUUAUUUGACCGUCCAAGAUGGUGGUGGAAAAGUGAGGCGCUUUCACUACAUGAAAACUAAAUGGGGUUUGGAUGAAUUACUUCCAUUGUCGACUUUUACCAAUCCAUCCAAUGGGUAUCUAGUCGAUGACACUUGUGCAUUUGGAGCUGAAAUUUUUGUACUUCCAAAUUCUACAAAACGUGAAUGCCAUUCCAUUGUGGUGAAUAAGGAUCCUGAGCAAAACAUUCACACUUGGAAAGUAAGCGGCUUCUCCUCUAUAAAGACGGAAUUCAUUACUUCUAAUGAGUUCCUCAUUGAAGGAAUCAAAUGGACAUUAAGGCUAUAUCCCAAAGGGUACUCAACGGCGAAAGGCCAAAGUUUGUCCCUUUACAUGGCAUUGACCGCGGCUGAGGAUGUUAGUAACAACCUUGGUACUAAAUUGUUCGCAAAGUAUAAGUUCCGGAUAUGCAAUCAACUCAAUGCACAACACCAUGAAUCUUCAAGUGUGGAACAUGUUUUUGACGACCCCAAAGGGCCUUUCUAUGGCUCACAUAAAUGUAUGCCCUUGAAGAUGUUGGAGAGUACAUCAGGAGGUUUUCUGGUAAAUGACACCCUGGUUGUACAAGUUGAAUUUCUACUUCUGUCUAGGGUUUCUGAUUUCUAGACCAUCAAUGGCAGAUAAUAGAAUAGUACGUGCAAUACAGCCGGAAUGAUUAAUCAUAUUAAUAAUUAUAUUAGUUAGUAUGGACUGUUAAAACUCAUACCAGUCAUGUGUAUUUCACGUUGCUUAUUCAUGCAAUGUAUAUGGUGUAAAGAGUAAAUGAAAAAUAAAUACUCUUCAUUUACUUCAUCCAUGCUUGAGCAAUAUAAUUAUAAAGCGAUAAUAAUAAAGAAUGACUAUCUUCAUA
This is a messenger RNA of Cuscuta europaea, 1298 nucleotides long. The record is from the annotation of a GenBank genome assembly. NCBI's taxonomy places the organism in Eukaryota, Viridiplantae, Streptophyta, Magnoliopsida, Solanales, Convolvulaceae.